AUGCGAGAAGAACCGUCCUCUGCUCAGCUAUUCAAGCCGCUCAAGGUGGGAAGAUGUCAUCUCCAACAUAGGAUGAUCAUGGCGCCGACAACUCGAUUCCGGGCCGAUGGACAGGGGGUCCCGCUUCCUUUUGUACAAGAGUAUUACGGUCAGCGUGCAUCGGUUCCUGGCACCCUCCUCAUCACCGAAGCAACAGACAUCACCCCCAAGGCGAUGGGUUACAAACAUGUCCCGGGGAUAUGGAGUGAGCCGCAGCGCGAGGCGUGGAGAGAGAUUGUUUCUAGAGUCCAUUCGAAAAAAUGCUUUAUUUUCUGCCAGUUAUGGGCGACCGGCCGCGCCGCAGAUCCGGACGUACUCGCCGACAUGAAGGACCUGAUCUCUAGUAGCGCCGUGCCUGUAGAAGAGAAGGGACCUCUUCCCCGAGCUCUGACUGAGGACGAAAUCCAGCAGUGCAUCGCAGAUUUUGCGCAGGCGGCCCGAAACGCCAUCAAUGCUGGGUUCGAUGGGGUGGAGAUCCAUGGUGCCAAUGGGUACCUCAUCGACCAGUUCACACAGAAGUCUUGCAACCACCGCCAGGAUCGAUGGGGCGGAAGCAUCGAGAAUCGAGCUCGUUUUGCGGUCGAGGUAACACGGGCGGUUAUCGAGGCCGUGGGUGCCGAUCGUGUCGGCGUCAAACUCUCCCCCUACAGUCAGUAUCUGGGGAUGGGAACAAUGGACGAGCUUGUGCCACAGUUUGAGUAUCUCAUUGCCCAGAUGCGGCGAUUGGAUGUCGCAUAUCUCCAUCUUGCCAACUCCCGAUGGCUUGAUGAGGAAAAGCCCCAUCCUGACCCUAAUCAUGAGGUGUUUGUGCGUGUCUGGGGUCAAUCCUCACCUAUCCUGCUGGCAGGCGGGUAUGAUGCGGCAUCGGCAGAGAAGGUGACGGAGCAGAUGGCGGCAGCGACUUACACCAAUGUGGCCAUUGCUUUUGGGAGGUACUUUAUCUCGACUCCAGACCUGCCCUUUCGGGUCAUGGCUGGCAUCCAGCUUCAAAAGUACGAUCGUGCCUCUUUCUAUAGCACGCUAUCAAGAGAAGGCUACCUUGAUUACCCUUUCAGCGCUGAAUAUAUGGCAUUGCAUAAUUUCCCCGUCUAA
Messenger RNA from Aspergillus fumigatus Af293, 1131 nucleotides. It is a transcript of the gene fgaOx3, whose product is annotated as chanoclavine-I aldehyde reductase easA. Gene Ontology annotation, molecular function: NADPH dehydrogenase activity; FMN binding. Bases 1 to 1131 code for a protein of 376 amino acids. NCBI's taxonomy places the organism in Eukaryota, Fungi, Ascomycota, Eurotiomycetes, Eurotiales, Aspergillaceae. The record is from RefSeq and is a predicted model, not a curated record. The transcript has a single exon.